AUGCCACUUAAACUCAACCCUUCAGCUUGUACCUGUAAUACAAAAGUUAUGGUCCUAACAAAUAUGUGGACUGAUCUUGAGAUAUCAAUCAGGUUGUUAUUGUGGAAUAGAAAGAAGAGGUUGAAAGUAAUUCAUGUUAUAAUUAGCCUCUUAAUUGAUGAAUGCAAAAAUACGAAGAAGGCAAAUGGUAUGGGUAGACAAAAAAACGAAGGAAUGUAAUCAUGGUGUUUAAGUAAUGGGAAGCAGCUAAAUAAGUAAAUUUAAUUGAAAAACAGAAAAUUUUGA
Messenger RNA from Paramecium tetraurelia, 285 nucleotides. RefSeq lists its product as uncharacterized. The transcript has a single exon. The record is from RefSeq and is a predicted model, not a curated record. Lineage: Eukaryota; Ciliophora; Oligohymenophorea; Peniculida; Parameciidae.